AUGUCUCUUUUUUCCACCAUUGGGACCCUGGUACUUGGAGAAACUACGUCUCUCUUUCACCACCAUUGGGACCCUGGUACUUGGGAAAACUACGUCUCUAUUUUUUCCACCAUUGGGACCCUGGUACUUGGAGAAACUAUGUCUCCCUUUCACCACCAUUGGGACCCUGGUACUUGGGGAAAGUACAUCUCUUUUUUCCACCACUGGGACCCUGGUACUUGGGGAAACUACAUCUCUCUUUUUUCCCACCAUUGGGGAAACUACGUCUCUCUUUUCCCCCCACCAUUGGUACCCUGGUACUUGGGUAAACUACGACUCUCCUUUUUCCACCAUUGGGGAAACUACGUCUCUCUUUUCCCCCCAUCAUUGGGACCCUGGUACUUGGGGAAACUACGUCUCUCUUUUCUCCACCAUUGGGGAAACUACGUCUUUUUUUUUCCACCAUUGGGACCCUGGUACUUGGAGAAACUACGUUUCUCACCAACAUUGGGACCCUGGUACUUGGGGAAACUACGUGUCAUUUUUCUCUCUACCAUUGGGACCCUGGUACUUGGAGAAACUACGUCUCUCACCAACAUUGGGACCCUGGUACUUGGAGAAACUAUGUCUCUCUUUCACCACCAUUGGGACCCUGGUACUUGGGGAAACUACGUCUCUCACCAACAUUGGGACCCUGGUACUUGGAGAAACUACGUCUCUCUUUCACCACCAUUGGGACCCUGGUACUUGGAGAAACUAUGUAUCUCACCACCAUUGGGACCCUGGUACUUGGGGAAGCUACAUCUCUCUUUUUUUCCACCAUUGGGAAAACUACAUCUCUUUUUCCCACCAUUGGGACCCUGGUACUUGGGGAAGCUACGUGUCAUUUCUUUCACCACCAUUGGGACCCUGGUACUUGGAGAAAAUAUGUCUCUCACCACCCUUGGGACCCUGGUACUUGGGGAAACUACGUCUCUCUUCUUCUCCGCAGCAAUAGUCCCUCCGUUUUGCCUCUCCCGCCUGCAAGGACUGACCGCAAGGACCGGGGUUUGGCCGAACGGAUGAGGGUGUCCGGCGGCCCCGAUCCUGUACGUAUCCGCCGGACAGUGGCCGGUUCCGUGGGGCGGUCAAGGGGCUUCUUCUUCCUUCUUUCCUUCUUUCCUUCCUUCCUUCCUUCCUUCCUUUCGUCUUCUGUGAAGACCAGACCUAUGCAAGAAGCACGGACACUUUUUGUUGUCGUUUCCUUUUCCGGGGGAGGGAGCGGGGGGGGGGGGGGAAGGGGGACAGAUCCGGGUUAAGCGGACCCAUGCGGACACAAGGGGUCGAGGGGAGGGGGUCUCUAUGUGGGGUUUUUCUUUCUCUCUCUCUCUCUCUCCUUCUUCUUCUUCUUCCCCGAGAGCUUUGGCUGGCGAUUUUCAUAUUCUUGCUCUUCUUAAAUCUAUUCGAAACGGGAUAAACAAACAAACAAACAAAAAAAGGUCAAUAAAAGGUAGGAAAAAAAAGACACGCCGCAGGUAUAA
Anolis carolinensis (green anole) is the source of this 1499-nucleotide messenger RNA. RefSeq lists its product as uncharacterized. The transcript is spliced from 4 exons. NCBI's taxonomy places the organism in Eukaryota, Metazoa, Chordata, Lepidosauria, Squamata, Anolidae. The coding region runs from base 1 to 1044 and encodes 347 amino acids. The record is from RefSeq and is a predicted model, not a curated record.